UAUGUAUGAAAUUAAUCUCACACUGUAUCACCUCUCUUUUUACUUAAUAGUUUAUCGAUUGACAGGUCCAAGGUUUUUUUCUAAAUGGAAAUCUUCCUCCAUACCAUAUAUGGACCACAUUGAUGAGUUCUCAGCAUGGGAUGGACAGCAAAUGAGGCAGUACAUAAUAGCAACUAGUAGCCACUGGCAGAGUGUCUCAAUAUACCAGAAUACAGGAGAGGGACUGAGGCAUUCCCAGACAGUAAUGAUUCCUUGGGCAACAUCUACAAAAAACAUUAAGAUUAACGACACAGUAUACAUCGCUGUAGCCUGCCAUGGUUCCCAAGGUACAGAAAAAAUAGGAGCACGACUUUACAAUUGGACAUUUGAUGAAGACAUUGAAGGGACUCUAACACAAGUACAAACUUUUAAUGAGACUAAUGAGAUCACAUUCGGAAAGACAGCAGGCGAAUUCUUUAUCACUCUUACAAAACUAAAUUAUUAUUUCUCACAAACUGCACCAGUAGCCUCUAAAGUUUAUAAAUGGGAUCCUAAACAUCAUCAGUUCAAUUUUUUUCAAUCUCUAGAGACCGUAUGUGGAAUAAAACCAAAUUUUUUUGACAUCGAAGGUAAUCUCUUUUUAAGCAUUACCUGUGGAUAUAAUAGCUCAUCAAGCAUUGUAAACUCAUUCAUUUACAGGUUGAAUGGAUCCCAUUUUGAGAUAUUCCAGGCAAUACCUUUACCAAAUUCAACAGAAAUGUAUAAUCUCUACUAUACGUAUGCUAAUCCUAGUCACUUCCUAGUGGCUGCCAGUGUAAAUGGACCAUUGGUUGUUUACAGAUUGAGUGACUUCACAGGACAUUUUGAGGUCUUUCAAACUAUUUUAACAUCACAUGUCAUGGCACUCGACAUUUUUUCCAUCAGGGGUGAAUACUUUAUGGCCACAUCUUCAUGGGAUUAUAAGCCAUCAAUUGCAGCAGAUCCUCAUGCGAAAGUAGCUGUUUAUAAAUUCAGUGGAUCCACCUAUAAUUUAUUUCAAGUGAUCAAAACAUUUGAUAUACCAUAUUCUGUUAAAGUGUUUGUUGAUGUCUUCUCUAAUUCCUCGAUGAUGGGAAUACCCCAGGCACUCACUAUUGAUCUCUACAAGUGGAAGGAUCGCUCAAAUAAAUAACUUUGCUUUUCAUUCUUGAUGAUACUUAUUUAAUUAUGCUGUUUAAAUCACUUAUUAGCUUAUGUAGAUUUUAUCCUUUCCUUGAUUUGUUAUUUUGCUUUCUAGUCAUGGUUAAUAUGUAGAUAUUACUCUUUCAAUAAUUUUAAGAAAAUAUUUUAAA
Molecule: messenger RNA, 1310 nt
Organism: Amphimedon queenslandica
Lineage: Eukaryota; Metazoa; Porifera; Demospongiae; Haplosclerida; Niphatidae
Exons: 1
Coding region: 2-1150 (382 amino acids)
Source: RefSeq, a predicted model, not a curated record